UAAUCCCUGUGCAGCCCACCUUCAACAUGGAUGACCUCCGACAGUGGCCUGAGCCGGUCGUCCCCGUCCAGUCCUUGUCGGACGGCGGCCUGACCUCUAUCCCCGAGAAGUACGUGAAACCGCCAUCCGAUCGGCCCUCUCUCGAGGCCAAUCUUGACCGGGGGCUCACCAUGCCGGUCGUCGAUCUGCGUGGCAUCUACGACGGGUCGGUGGAUAGCCGAGCCGCCAUGGUGGCGAUCUGGGACGCAUGCAAGGAGUGGGGCUUCUUCCAGGUGAUCAACCACGGCGUGAGGCCGGAUCUGGUGGAAGAGAUGAAGGGUGUGUGGAGGGAGUUCUUCCGCCGUCCCUUGGAUGAGAAGCAGAGGUAUGCCAACUCCCCGGCGACCUACGAGGGGUACGGCAGCCGCGUCGGCGUCGAGAAGGGCGCUGUUUUAGAUUGGGGAGAUUACUAUUUCCUUCAUCUCCUUCCCCUGUCCAUCAAGAGCCAUGACCGACACUGGCCGGCUCGUCCGAGCACCCUGAGGAAGGUCACCGAGGAGUACGGCGGCGAGGUGUUCAAGCUUUGCGGGGUGCUGCUGAGGGUGCUGUCGAUGGGCUUAGGUUUGGACGAGGAGUACUUCCGGAGGGCGUUCGGCGGCGACGGCACCGCCUCAUGCGUGAGAGUGAACCUAUAUCCCAAAUGCCCGCAGCCGGAGCUCACCCUCGGCCUCUCCCCGCACUCCGAUCCCGGAGGCCUGACGGUGCUCCUCGCCGACGACCACGUCGAGGGGCUCCAAGUUCGCAAGGACGGCGCGUGGCUCACCGUCCGGCCUGUCCCCGGCGCCUUCAUCGUCAACGUCGCCGACCAGAUCGAGGUCAUCUGCUUCCAAUCCCCCACUACGAUUUGCAUGCAUGACGUGAUAAGCAAUGGGAUCUACAAGAGUGUGGACCAUCGGGUGAUAGCUAACUCAAAAGACGAGCGACUCUCCAUUGCUUUCUUCUACAAUCCAGAGGGAGAUGUGGCCAUCGGACCUGCGCCAGAGCUUCUCACGCCGCAGCUGCCUCCACUGUAUCCAUGCAUCACCUUCAACGAGUACAGGAUGUAUGUGAGGAAGAGAGGCCUGAGUGGCAAAUCCCAAAUGAAGUCCCUCAAGCUUUACUGAUGUGAAGAUAUCGUAAUAAUGUUAUCGAAUAUUAAGUUACAUUCGAUUUUAAUAGGGUUUGAAUUUGAGUAUAUGGAGAGAUAAGUCAAAUAAAAUUUGCAGA
This is a messenger RNA of Musa acuminata subsp. malaccensis (wild Malaysian banana), 1245 nucleotides long. The record is from RefSeq and is a predicted model, not a curated record. Lineage: Eukaryota; Viridiplantae; Streptophyta; Magnoliopsida; Zingiberales; Musaceae.